GGUUCUUGUUGCCCAUUAGUCAAAUCCCGUGGAAUCGAUCUCGCGAGAUGUAGAUUAACUCGUUCUGCUUUAGUUUAAACCAAACACAAUCUGGCGGUUAAUUUAUUCAUACACACUUUGAAAUUGAAUACCAUAGUUAAACUUCUAAAACACGUGGUCAUAUUUAGCUUUUUUAUUUAGAAACGUUAAAAGCGGAUGUUGGUGUCAGCCAGCGAGAGGAGAAUGGCUGACUGAACUAACUUAACGCUGAUUGUUUUAACGCGCUUUGCAGUCCAUCCUGUGCGGAUUCUGUGAAGAGAGCUGACAUGGACAGCAGCAAAAAGAAAUUGCUGAUUAAGUGGCUACAAACUGCAACCACCUCGCCUACAAAUCUUCAUGAGAGAGAUCCUGGUUUAGGCACACCUUCUCAAUGGAAAACCCCACCGGUUGAAGUUGCAGAUGCCUUGCUCCUUGGUGACUCUCCAGAACCUGUAGGUCUCGGAGCGAUGAGUCUGGGCCGAGUCUGGACCCCCGAGAGAAAAGCGGCGGUGGUCUGUGAAAGUGCGCCAUCUUUGGGUAAAGUCAAGCUGAGGAAGCUUUCCGCGAAAAACUAUGAAAAUGUCAUGAAUUCAGAGGAGAAACCUACUGACAUCUCACCCAGGCAGCUGGAAUCCCCAGAGAGAGCACCUUCACCUCCAACUCACUCUUUCAUCAUAAAAAAGAAAGCGAGAACACCCGAGGAGGCCUCAAAGACCAUCUACAGGAAGGCAGUGGUCGCAGCCAUUGACAGCGCGAACGGCAGCACUACUAGUUUUCCCAGGGCUUUGCCAUUUGUGUCUUCGCCAUUGAAGACGGAAACACCCAAUCCAACGUUUGAAAGAGCAGACAAGUGUCCCUUGAUCCCAGCGGAGUACAGAUCCGAGCACAGCGACACUGUCCAGGAGGAACAGUGGUGCCCCCUCCAGGUGUUGGAGGACACGGAAGUCCAAAUUGACAGCUUUGAGUUUAAAACAGACUCAAGAAGUGUUAUGCUGGAUUCACCCAAGACGUCCACUGCCCCAAACUCUGUGCUUGUAGAAACAACCUCUCAAGUCCAGUCCUUUGCUGCAGAAAAUAAACCAGAAGCCGAGUGCUGUGACCCCAUGGAGUAUACACCUAAUUCUUCAUCUACUCUCAAGAUUCACCAGAAUGAACCUUUUGACAGCCAAGAAUGGGGAAGUCCACCAGUGUAUACUUCUUUCACCUUUUCUUCCCCAAAUGAGACUCCUGGGGUCGUCCAGGACGCGCCUUAUCCAUUGUCACACGGGGGCGUUUGUGUCUCCGUAAAGCAGCCCCACCAAACAAAAGUUGCCCCGCCACACACAUCCAAAGUUGAGACUGACAAUUUCAACCUGAUUGCCUACAGGGACCCCUUUGCACUGCCACUAAUUUCCAAAAGAGUAUUGAACCAUCGCGUGAAGUCAGCAACCACACGCAGGCAGUCAGAUAGUGCUUCCAUGCGUUACCCCACCGGCUCCCUUACUCACGGCGGCACUCUUAAAAGAAGAUUAUCACUUGGCGCACAACCUAUGUGGAGCAGUUACCCCUUCCCGGACAGUCAAGUGGGUUUUGUAGAUACACACUGCCACAUAGACAUGCUGUAUGCAAAGCUUGGCUUCAGUGGGACGUUCAACAGCUUUCGGAAUCACUACAAAAGCAGCUUUCCACCAGAGUUUAGAGGCUGCAUUGCAAAUUUUUGCAACCCUAGACUCAUGGUGAAAGAGGCACUGUGGGAAGGUUUGCUGGCUGAGGACAUGGUGUGGGGGGCAUUUGGGUGCCACCCCCACUUUGCAAAAGACUACUCAAGUGUCCAGGAACGGGACAUACUAAAGGCCAUGCAGCAUCCAAAAGCUGUGGCGUUCGGGGAGAUCGGCUUGGACUACUCCCACAAGAACUCCACCAACGAGUUCAAGCAAAAACAGGUGUUUGAGCGCCAGCUGCGUCUCGCGGUGUCCAUGCAGAAGCCCCUGGUCAUCCACUGCAGGGAUGCUGACAAUGACCUGCUGGAAAUUAUGAAGAAGUGUGUGCCGAGGGACUACAGAAUUCACAGACACUGUUUCACAAACAGCUAUCCAGUGAUUGAGCCCUUCCUCAGAGAGUUCCCAAACCUGUAUGUGGGCUUCACCGCCCUGAUAACCUACUUCAAGGCCACUGAGGCCCGAGACGCUGUCCGCCAGAUCCCUCUGGACCGCAUCGUGUUGGAGACGGACGCACCGUAUUUCCUGCCAAGACAGGUGAGGAAAGAUGUCUGCCGAUUUUCCCACCCUGGCAUGGGGAUCCACACGCUGCAUGAGUUGAGCCUGCUGAAGGGAGAGGACGUGGCGACGGUCCUCACCACUGUCCGAGACAACACCCGCCAACUCUACGGAGUUUGAUCUUAGUCUUGGAGGGCUGGUUAGUCAUACAAACAGACUAUGUCCCUUUUUGUUAUGGAGUUCUCAAUCCGCCACUUGGAGAGCAGCGGAAUUUUAAAUAAACGAAAAGACUUUCGUAUAGGAGGCAAUUAUGUCUCUUGUCUGAAAUACUGUAUGUUAUUGUUCCUCCAAUAUUUGAUCUCAUUGCUUUUGUGACAUCUGCUGUUUGGAUGUUUGUCUCGUUCAGCUGGCGUUACGUUUGUUGUACAGUGGGCACACAUUAAAAACCUAUUAUCCCAGUUUUCCUUUAUUUCUGCAUUUAGGUUUUAUUGAAUCAUCUUUGAAUGCAUUGGUGGUGACUAUGGAGCACCUGCAGAUGGAGACUUAGCAGAAUAUGGUUUCAUACAGAAACACAUUGAUUCUCGUGAGGACGGCCCGUUCCCUUGUUUUGAUAAAAUAUUUCACACACA
Gasterosteus aculeatus aculeatus (three-spined stickleback) is the source of this 2842-nucleotide messenger RNA. RefSeq names its product TatD DNase domain containing 2 (gene tatdn2). Gene Ontology annotation, molecular function: hydrolase activity, acting on ester bonds. NCBI's taxonomy places the organism in Eukaryota, Metazoa, Chordata, Actinopteri, Perciformes, Gasterosteidae. The record is from RefSeq and is a predicted model, not a curated record.